GUUGAAAAUCCUAUAAACAAGAAAUAUGUAUAUAUUUAGGUUGCUCCUCCUACCCCCUUGUAUCCCUUCUUUUUAGUUUUUUUUUCUGUCUUUUUUACACUCUUUCUUACUUUUUUUUAAAAAAAAAAACAUGAGCUCAACCAAUGAAUGGAAUGUCUACCCAUUAGUAGACGAUGCGGACGAUCGCACUGUAGAGGAAUAUCUCAUGGAUUAUGAGAUCGAAGACGACUGGCCCGAAUACGAAAUUCCCAAAGAUGAUAUUGUAUUAAAUAAGGAAGCAUUGACUGCCAUUAAACAACUCACACAGCCACCGCCCGUAGCAGCAGCAGCAGCAGCAGCAGCAAUAGCAGCCGAAGGAGGGAGUCCAUCUGACGAAGAAUUUCUUAAAUGGGUGAUACCCGCUCUAGAAAAUGAAACAGCGCAACCACAAGAAAAGAAGAACCCGAUCAACGCUAUGCAUCAAACUAAGGGUUUAUACAACCGGGUGAACGAGGAGACCGUACUAUCAGCACCACCAGCAGUGGUAGAGGCGCCAUUGUGUAAGGCAGCAGCAGCAGCAGGAGGAGGAGUGACAGUCAAGGUGCAACGUACAAUGAUGGAUGCACCCGAGAUAAUGACAAUGUUUUUGAUGACUUGUAUAGUCAUAUGGCUAUUGUUACAAUGGAAGAACUGGCGGAAAAGAACAUAUACCGAAGAACAACUCCCGUACUACCAUAUUGAGAAAGAAUAAGAGAGAAAUACACACUUUUCAAUUACAUACCCCCUCUUUCCUUUUCUUCUCGCCCGAAUAAUAACAUCACGCCUUUCUUUUUAAAAAAGACGCUAUGGAAUCAACAAAUUUCUGCGCUUUUUUUAAAAAAGGAAUAAACACGCAGAGCCACGCAUUUUAAGAAUAUGUUACACGAUAAAUAAAUAAAGCGCAUCCAUAAAAAAAAAAGGUGCCUCAUUUAUCCAUGUUUUGAAAAAUGACAUUGAGAAAAGCGGUUAGAUAACCGGGAGUAAAGGAAAUUCAUAU
Messenger RNA from Mucor mucedo, 1015 nucleotides. RefSeq lists its product as uncharacterized. The record is from RefSeq and is a predicted model, not a curated record. The coding region runs from base 131 to 730 and encodes 199 amino acids. NCBI's taxonomy places the organism in Eukaryota, Fungi, Mucoromycota, Mucoromycetes, Mucorales, Mucoraceae. The transcript is spliced from 3 exons.